AUGGAGGAUUAUGUGACUGAGGCUCUCAAACAGGGCCACAUCAGGCAUUCCACAUCCCCUGCUGCUUCCAGCUUCUUUGUGGCCAAGAAGGGCAGAGUCUCUCGUCAGGAUAUCACCCCCAGACUAACGGGCAAACGGAGAGGAAAAUCCAGGAAUGCGUACUCUGCUACCAGCCGCCAUUGUUCCUCUGGGUUGGGGAACCCUCUGGCAGUCAACCAUUGGUUCUGUGAGAGGGUCUGGGAUGCUGCCCAUCAUCAUCUGCAGCGAGCAGUGCGCUGUCAGAAGGGAAACGGCAAUGCCCGGAGAUUCUCGACUCCCACCUUUCAGCCCGGACAGAAAGUGUGGCUCUCCACCAAGGACAUCAGGUUGCACCUGCCUUGCAAGAAAUUAAAUCCCAGAUACAUUGGUCCCUUCACCAUCCUGGAACAGAGCCUGGCACAGCAGAAUAACCCCCCCCCCCCGCUGCUACUCCAGGAUGAUGGACCCAUCUAUGCCAUCAAGGAAGUCCUGGACUCCCGGCACCGUAGGGGUCGUCUCGAGUACCUGGUUGACUGGGAGGGAUAUGGACCAAAGGAAUGCUCCUGGGUACCUCGAGAUGACAUCCUGGAUCCGGUCCUCACUCAGACCUUCCACUUGAACCAUCCUGAUUGUCCUGCUCCACGCGGAUGGGGCCGGGGCCGGGGCUGGCCACGGCACUGGGGUGUACGGUCCUUUGGAGUGGCCCGUGGGGGGGUGGGUAGUGUCACGCUCACACCAGGCUCUCGCUCACUCAGCCUUCACACUCACCGGAGUACUAAUCAUGCAUAUCUGAUACUCAUCAGCCCUCAUCACCAACACUAAGCAGAGCACACACACACUCGUCUGAUGCUACAAGACUUCUUGCCUCAACCUACCUACUACGAGCUUCUAUUAUAUCCUACCAGCGUUGUUACCUUGAUCUAGUCAUCCCAGUUAUCCUCCAGUCAUCCACUGUCUUCUCGUGUGCGUGCG
Myxocyprinus asiaticus (Chinese sucker) is the source of this 990-nucleotide messenger RNA. RefSeq lists its product as uncharacterized. Lineage: Eukaryota; Metazoa; Chordata; Actinopteri; Cypriniformes; Catostomidae. The record is from RefSeq and is a predicted model, not a curated record. The transcript has 4 exons. Bases 1 to 840 code for a protein of 279 amino acids.